Paramecium pentaurelia is the source of this 567-nucleotide messenger RNA. The record is from the annotation of a GenBank genome assembly. NCBI's taxonomy places the organism in Eukaryota, Ciliophora, Oligohymenophorea, Peniculida, Parameciidae.
AUGAAAGAGGAAACAUCUCCUUAUACUUUUGUUGGAAGUAAAACAUUGCCUCAUUUCAGAUCUUUAUCAUGUGAUUAGCCACCUGUUAUAUAUGAGAAAAACCAUAAAGUAGAGAAAGUUUGUGAUGAAUACUUGAUAUAGAAACUUGAAAGAUUAUCAAUAAAAAAUGAAAUAACUUAUGAUAAUGAAAAUGAUUGUUUCAAAUAAAGUGUUGCAAAGUCUUUAUUACUAAAUACUUAAACAAGAUAUUUUCAAGGAGAUCUAUUUAGUUUUUGUUAUCUUUGUAAGAAAAUAGGACAUGUAUAAAGACAAUGUAUAUCAUAACAUCAAGAUUUCUGUAUGUAUUGCUUAAAAGAUGAUCAUCAUUCUCAUGAAUGUAAAUAAGUUGCUUGUUUUAAAUGUCAUCUUAAAGGACAUAGAAAAGCAGAAUGCAAAACAAAGAUAUAAAUACAUUAUAGACCUAUAUUAGUAACUUUAAAACAUUUUGAUUAAAUUUAAUGUUUAAAUUGUUUGUAAAUAGGACAUAUCACUUGUGAAUUAAAUUUAAAUAAAGACUUAGUGUAUUGA